This is a messenger RNA of Staurois parvus, 507 nucleotides long. NCBI's taxonomy places the organism in Eukaryota, Metazoa, Chordata, Amphibia, Anura, Ranidae. The record is from the annotation of a GenBank genome assembly.
AUUCUCACUGCGCAUGCGCGGCUCAGGGAGCGCGCAGCGCGGCAAUCGGCGGUGCUCUGUGUUCCUCGGACACAGCAGAUCACCGAUCAUGUAAAGAGCCGAAGAUGUCGGCUCGGUCAUGUGAUCAGCUGUAUCCAAUCACAGCUGUUCACAUCAGUGCCACCUGUCAGUGUCCAUCAGUGCAUUAGGUCAGUGCUCAUCAGUGCCUCGUGCCAGUGCCCAUCAGUGCCACAUAUCAGUGCCUACCAGUGCACAUCAAUGCCACAUAUCAGUGCCCAUCUGAGCUGCCUUUCAGUGUUACCCAUCAGUGCCAGUCAGUGCCACCUAUCAAUGCCAAUCAGUGCCACCUAUCAGUGCCAGUCAGUGCCGCCUUUCAGUGCCAGUCAGUGGCGCCUAUCAGUGCCAGUCAGUGCCGCCUGUCAGUGCCGCCUAACAGUGCCAGUCAGUGCCGCCUAUCCGUGCCAGUCGAUGCCGCCUAUUAGUGCCAGUCAAUGCCGCCUAUUAGUG